CUCUCUGAUUGGCUGUAUGGCCGUAUCCCUGCAGCUACUUUCCGAGCAAUGCAGGAGCCGCGUUCAGCUCGUUGUAUUGCUAUACCUUAGUUUUGCAGUUGUGCAUUCAAUCCUUGCCUUCUGAGUUUGUUGUAAUCAACUUCUGCCCCUUUGAGCUUCUCUACACUCCUUCGUUGGCGCAACAGCGCGUCCACAGAUAGUCACAAGACAGAGCUGAAUCUGCAGGAUCCCACUCAGAGACAUUGUUCGACGAGCGAGCCUUAAGACACCCUAGCAUACCGAAGCGAAGAGCCAUCGCACCGCUCGCACCAUGGCGGCUCAAGAUGCCUCCAAGGCUACAGCAAGCGGCAUGGAUCAGGGCGACGCCAGGAGACGAUAUGUUCCCAGCCAAGCGAACGGUAACAUCUCGAAGGAUUCAGUGGACGACAUGGUAGAGAAAAGGGUCAAGCCGCAGGCGCAGUCCAUACUACAGACUCUCGACGACCUCGAAUGGAUCAUCGCGCCGCUCAUCUUCACCGCCCUCGCCUUCUUUACACGCAUGUGGAAGAUCGGCAUCUCGGACAUCGUAACCUGGGACGAGGCACACUUUGGCAAGUUCGGCUCGCACUACCUCAAGCGCGAGUUCUACUUCGAUGUCCACCCUCCGCUUGGCAAGAUGCUCGUUGGGCUGUCGGGGUACUUGGCGGGUUACAACGGCUCCUUCGAGUUCAAGUCUGGCGAGACGUAUCCGCCUGAGCUCAACUACACCUUCAUGAGACUGUUCAACUCCGCGUUUGGCGCGCUGUGUGUUCCGCUCGCUUAUUACACGGCCAAGGAGCUGCACUUCAAGCGGCCUACCGUUUGGCUGGUCACGAUGAUGGUGCUGUUUGAGAACAGCUAUACCACCAUCAGCCGCUUCAUCCUACUUGACAGCAUGUUGCUCUUCUUCACCUUCACCACUGUCUUCUGCUGGGCCAAGUUCCACAACCAACGACAUGACCCCUUUGGCCCGGAAUGGGCGCUGUGGUUGAUGCUCAGCGGUAUCAGCAUUGGCUGUGUAUGCAGUGUCAAGUGGGUUGGCAUGUUCGGGACGGCGCUUGUUGGCCUGUACACCAUUGAAGAUCUAUGGAACAAGUUCGGCGAUCUCAAGAUGAAGAAGGUGACGUUGGCGGCACACUUGGGCUUCCGUGUAGUAGGCUUGAUCAUGAUCCCGCUCGCGGUGUACAUGUUCAACUUCUACUUGCACUUCCUGGUGCUAGAGAACAGCGGCCCGGGUGACGCGCAAAUGUCUUCACUGUUCCAGGCAAACCUGAGGGGUACGGAGGUUGGCAAGGACAGUCCGCUCGAAGUGGCGCUGGGGUCAAGGGCAACGCUGAAGAACAUGGGUUAUGGCGGUGGACUAUUGCAUUCGCACGUGCAGACGUAUCCGGAAGGCUCGACGCAGCAGCAGAUCACGUGCUAUCACCAUAAGGAUGCGAACAAUGACUGGUUCUUCUACCCGAACCGACACGAGCCGGAGUUUGACGCAGAAGCGCCCCUCAAGUUCGUUGGAGACAAGGACACCAUUCGCCUUAUCCACGCGCAGACUGGGCGCAACUUGCAUUCGCAUCAAGUCGCAGCGCCGGUUACGAAGGCUGACUACGAAGUGUCUUGCUAUGGCAACACCACCGUCGGAGACACGAAAGACCACUGGAUUGUUGAAGUUGUUGAUGACGCUGCUUCGAGCGACUACUCAAAGCUUCGGACGCUGACAACUGCGUUUCGUUUGAAGCACGCUGAUCUGAACUGCUAUCUCCGCGCGGGUAACGUGAACCUGCCGCAGUGGGGUUUCAAGCAGAUCGAAACAACUUGCGUCAAAGAGAACCACCCUCGCGACCCAUACACCCACUGGAACGUAGAGUCGCACUGGAACGAGAAGCUUCCUCCUGGUGACCCCGGCUCAUACAAGUCUCCCUUCUUGCGCGACUUUGUUCACCUGAAUGUCGCUAUGAUGACCUCCAACAACGCCCUCGUACCUGAUCCGGACAAGCAGGACGAUCUCGCCUCCAGUCCAUGGCAAUGGCCCCUCCUGCACGUUGGUCUUCGUAUGUGCGGCUGGGACGAUCACAUCGUCAAGUACUUCCUCCUCGGCAACCCCAUCGUCUACUGGGGCAGCACCUUCUCGCUCGUCUUCUUCUUCGGCAUGGUGGCGUGGUACGCCAUCCGCUGGCAGCGAGGCUUCGACGAGCUUACCUGGAAGCAAGUCGAUCAUUUCCACUACAGCGGCGUCUACCCCGUGCUCGGCUGGUUCUUGCACUACCUACCCUUCAUCGCCAUGGCAAGAGUGACGUACGUGCAUCACUACUACCCUGCGCUCUACUUCGCCAUUCUAUGUGCUGGCUUUUGCGUGGACUGGUACACGCGGGAUCUCAGGAGCGGCGUGCAAUGGGGCAUUCACAUGGCGCUGUACGGUGUGGUAAUCUACCUGUUCUGGCUGUUCAGGGCGAUAUGCUUCGGUAUGGUUGGGCCGAACCAGCAGUGGCAGCAUCUCAGGUGGCUGUCGACAUGGAGAAUGGCCGAUCCGUAAGCGACGUAAUGUAAAGGGGGUGGUACGCUCCGAGCGGGCAGACACCGGGGUCAGGGUGUGGGGGGCGAGGCGUUACCGGCGUUCUGGGGAAAGCACCUGUAUGACUAUAAAGAUGUCCAUUUGAGAGCGAUAUGAGCUCUGUGUACGCCGUAUCUACCUAAUGCUAUAUGAGGCUACUCCAUCGUGCGGUUGUCUCUUAAAGUAGUUGUCUAAAGCAUGGCUUUGUUGCGGAUCUUUGUC
Messenger RNA from Baudoinia panamericana UAMH 10762, 2785 nucleotides. RefSeq names its product glycosyltransferase family 39 protein. Gene Ontology annotation, molecular function: dolichyl-phosphate-mannose-protein mannosyltransferase activity. The transcript has 2 exons. Gene Ontology annotation, cellular component: membrane; endoplasmic reticulum. Gene Ontology annotation, biological process: protein O-linked glycosylation via mannose. Lineage: Eukaryota; Fungi; Ascomycota; Dothideomycetes; Mycosphaerellales; Teratosphaeriaceae. Bases 311 to 2545 code for a protein of 744 amino acids. The record is from RefSeq and is a predicted model, not a curated record.